Molecule: messenger RNA, 867 nt
Organism: Vigna angularis (adzuki bean)
Lineage: Eukaryota; Viridiplantae; Streptophyta; Magnoliopsida; Fabales; Fabaceae
Exons: 3
Coding region: 1-867 (288 amino acids)
Source: RefSeq, a predicted model, not a curated record
AUGGAUCAAGAAAUUGCAGCAUUAGAAAAUUCCAAAACUUGGGCUUUGACUGAUCUACCUUAUGGAAAGCAACCUAUCAGAUAUGAUAUAGUCUUGGCAGGUGAUAACAUCCAGGAAAUCCAAAAUGUGAAGGCUCUAUUGAAUGCAAAGUUCAAGAUUAAAGACCUAGGCCAACUCAAGUAUAUUUUGGGCUUAGAAAUUGCUAGAUCUCAACAGGGCAUUAAUUUGUCACAAAGGAAGUAUGCUUUAGAGUUACUAGAAGAUGCAGGAUUGUUGGGAUGUCAACCUGUUUCUACUCCCAUACAGCUAGGCACAAAAUUUUCCAAGACAGAAGGGAAACCCUAUUCCAAUGUGCAUGCCUAUAGAAGACUUCUUGACAGGUUAUUAUAUCUAACCAACACAAGACCAAACUUAUCUUUUGUUGUUAGUACUCUCAGUCAAUUUCUUUCCAAUCCUUUGGAAGAUCACUAUGCAGUAGUAAUAAGGAUCUUGAGAUAUAUCAAGAGCAAUCCAGGACAAGGAUUACUCUUUCCCUCAAACACAGAACAUGCUAUCAAGGCUUUUAGUGAUUCUUAUUGGGCUGCUUGCCCUGACACUAGAAGGUCUGUAAUUGGGUUUAAUGUGUUCUAUGGUGCAUCCUUAAUCAGUUGGAAAUCUGAGAAGCAAGUUCCUCUGUUUUAUGACAAUCAAUCUGCUAUACAAAUUGCACAAAAUCCAGCCAUGCAUGAGAGGACAAAACAUAUUGAAAUUGAUUGUCAUCUCAUAAGGGAUAAAGUUCAAGCUGGUGUAAUUAAGCUCUUGCCUAUUUCUACUUCAGUCCAACUUGCAGACAUUCAUACUAAAGCUUUGCAUCUAGCACAAUUUUAA